ACUUUCCGUAAAUAAUUUUUUUCAAGAAAUUUUCCUAAAUUUUUUUUUUGUGUGCCAAAUGAAAUAAUUCGAAUUUCAAUCAACCAACAAAAUGUCGAAACAUAUAAAUACACAUUUAUUUUUUCAUAUGAACGAUUCAAGUAGUUCAAAACAAAAAGAUUCUGGCCAAUCAUCAUCAACCGGCGGGGGUGGAGGUUCGAAACCAAAAAAACCACCAAGUACAUUGAUAAGUGGCUAUGAAAUUGAUACAAAUCCACCAUUGCCAUCAGAAUCGGGUGAUUAUUAUGAUUAUUAUACAAAUUAUGGUAUACCAGAAUAUUAUGGACAAAUAUCACCAUCAGCAUCAUCGCCACCAUAUGCAUAUUAUAAUCAUGAUUAUCCUGAACAUCAGCAGCAGCAACAACAACAACAACAAAGACAACCAUCAUCAUCUUACUAUGGUUAUGAUGAUUAUUAUAAUCGACCGGAUAAUGAUACAAAUAAUUAUCACCAAAAUGAUCAACAAAUCAGCUAUGAACAACAACAUAAUAAUGGUCGUGUAUCAUAUGGCCGUGUUUAUGAUGAUUACUCGAACCAUCGAGGUGGCAAUAGUCAAUCGAUGGCAUUUAAUUAUCCAAUAAAUAAUAAUUACAAUAAUCAACAUCAUUUACAAGCACCAUUAAUAUCACCACCAAUUUAUGAUUCAACAAAACGUUCAUCACCAUUAUCAAUUGGUGGUAAUGAUUUAAAUCACCAUCAAUGGUCACAUCCACCAUCAUCAUCGUCAUAUCGUAAUAAUAAUGAUCAUCAUCAUCGUGGCCUUAGUACAUUUGCACAUAAAUUACAUCGUAUUACAUUUGUUGAAGCUUGUAUAUUUCAACCGCCUGAUUUACCAUCACCAGUACGUGCCAUUGGUGGUGGUGGUGGUGGUCAACAACGUUCAUUACCACCACCAUCACUACCAUCAUCACAACAACAACCACCAUUAUUACCACCAUCGAUACCUUCCAUAUUACAACAACAACAACAACAAGGUGAACGUUCACCAACAUCAACCGGUGGUACACAAUAUUACCAGGAAUGGACAUCGAAACAUAUGCGUCAUCUGUGUUCACGUUUCGAGAAACCAGAUCAACAACAAUUAUUAAUGAAUGUUGAACGUAAAUCAAAAUAUCCAUUUAUAAUACUUUGCACACCGGAACCAACGGCGGCCAUUUCAACUUUGUUAUCAAAAUCAUCAUCAUCAUCAUGUUCAUCGUCAACAGCUACAACAACUGGAACAGCAACAAAAACCUCAGCACCAGCAACUGGAAAUCAUCAUCGAUAUCAUCGUGAAUUAAGUCAUAAUUCAUCAACAGUAUAUAGUAUAGAUGAUAAUGAUGAUAAUUUAAUCGUUGGUGGUAAUGGUGGUGAUUUGUUAGAUGAUAUUAUCGAUGAUGAUUUAUUGGAUGAUAAUGAUAUUGAUGAUGAUGAUCGAAGAUUGAUGGGUGCUGGUCCCGAAGAAGAAGAACAUUGGAUCACACAAAAACAACGUGAUAGUGUUAAUAGUCAUUAUUUACCACCACCACCACCACCAUUAUUAAUGCCACAUAUAUGGCCUGAAAUACGUUAUAUUGAUGGAUUGUAUACGGUUUGUGCAUCAAUUGUUCGUCCCGGUUCCGGUGUUCCGUGUGAAUUUGAUGAAUAUCUUUAUUCUGAUAUUAACAAUCAUUAUUCAUCAUCAUUCGAUCAUCAUCAACCUGGACAAGGAAAACAUAUUUCAUUUCAAGAUACAGCAUCAAUGAAACAAUCGGCAACAACAUCAAAUCAUCAUCAUCAUCAUCAUCAUCAAACAUCAUCAAGACCAGCUGGUUAUAUUGUAUCAGCGUUUGCAACAUUUCCUGGUGAAGAUAGUGAUCGUUUAGAAAAAAAUUGGUUAUUUUGGACCGGUGCACGAAUACUGUAUAAAUAUCUACCAACAUGUGUAGGGCUACGAAGGCUGAUAUUUCUGAAACGUUGUCCAGAUAUGUAUCGUGAAGAUCUGAUGACUAAUCAUCAUCAACAAAGUAAAAUGAAACCGACAAUUUUCACCGGUUUCACUUAUGUAUUACUAUGUGAAUGUUUCAAUUUAAAAGAAUCAUAUAUUGCUUCGGUUUGUACGACAAUCGAUCAAUUACGUGCACGUUGUUGUGGUUAUUCUGCACUGUAUCUGACACAUUUUCAACAAAAAUUACAACAACAACAACCAUCGCAUCAUUUUCAGCGUCAAUACUCACAACAACAAUCGCAUCAUUCUCAACAGCAGCAACAACAACAGCAACAAUAUCAUCAUUAUCAACAACAACAACAACAACAAUUCCAUCCAGACAAACCACAAGCUGAAAUAAAUCACAAGAUAAAUUCGAAUCCAAUAAAUUACCAAAACGAAACGGGAAAAAAAUGGAUAAAUCAACAACAACAUUAUGUUUAA
Molecule: messenger RNA, 2428 nt
Organism: Dermatophagoides farinae (American house dust mite)
Lineage: Eukaryota; Metazoa; Arthropoda; Arachnida; Sarcoptiformes; Pyroglyphidae
Source: RefSeq, a predicted model, not a curated record